Molecule: messenger RNA, 190 nt
Organism: Perkinsus marinus ATCC 50983
Lineage: Eukaryota; Perkinsozoa; Perkinsida; Perkinsidae
Exons: 1
Molecular function (GO): protein binding
Source: RefSeq, a predicted model, not a curated record
GUCUUGUCCAUCCACACUCAUACGUACCGUCUCAGGUCACACACUCAACAUAUUCCACGGCCGUUUCUUCCCAGGGAAUUGCUCGCUUAUAGCAAGCUGCAGUCUUGAUGCUUCCGUUAGAGUCCACGACCUUACCACCACUGCUAGCAUUGUAUGCAGCACGGCCCAUCGAGAGAGGGUCAAGAAAUUG